AUGUCUCACCGUCAGAUGAAUGAGCUCCGCAAGCUUGGGGAAGACCAUCAGGAGCCAAGAGGGAAGCAGGGUCUUUUGGAGGUGCAGGCGUUCAGGGAUGAAAAGAUGGAAGCCAUGCCCCUCUCCUCCUCAGCUUCCCCCCCCUCUGUCCUGUUCCCAGACAGCCAAGAGGAGGUCGCUGCUGCUGUGGCGUCCAUUCCUCCCCACAGCCCACUGGGUGCCUGCCUCUCCUCUGCUGCCAUGGAGACCCCUCCAUUGAACCACACUGAGGAAGCGUGCUCCAUCAGCCAAUGUGAUGAGGGCCCACGCGCCAUGGAAGACACAGGAGACACCGAAUCCUCUCUCAAAGAGGCCCUACAUUUGAAGAUGGGCAACCUAGUGAAGUUCCUGCUCCUGAAGUACCGUGCACAGGAGCCGACCACCAAGGCAGAAAUGCUGAGCAUCAUCCAAGAGCAUGAAGACCACUUCCCCGAGCUCCUCAGGGAAGCUUCGCUGUGCCUGCAGCUGGUCUUUGGUGUUGAUGUGAAGGAAGUGGACCCCAGGGACUGUUCCUAUGUCUUGGUCAACUCGCUGGGGCUCACCUAUGAUGGGAUGGGGAGUGAUUGGCGCCGCAUGCCCAAAAAUAGCCUGUUGGUCAUGCUCCUCUGUGUGAUCCACCUGGAGGGCGACAUUGUCCCUGAGGAGAAAGUGUGGGAAGCCCUGAAUGUCAUGGGGGUGCAUGAUGGGGUGGAGAAUUCCAUGUAUGGGGAGCCCAGGGAGCUGAUCACCAAGGUGUGGGUGCAGGAACAAUAUGUGGAGUAUCGGCAGGUGGCCAACAGUGAUCCUGCUCGUUAUGAGUUCCUGUGGGGUCCCAGGGCCUACGCUGAAACCACCAAGUUAAAAGUCCUUCAGUUUUUGUUCAGGGUCAGUAGCAUGGAUACCAGGCCCAUCCCAUUCCAGUCUGAAGAGGCUGAGAGUGAUGAGGAAGAGAGGGCCUGA
Molecule: messenger RNA, 978 nt
Organism: Rhinolophus ferrumequinum (greater horseshoe bat)
Lineage: Eukaryota; Metazoa; Chordata; Mammalia; Chiroptera; Rhinolophidae
Product: melanoma-associated antigen 10-like
Exons: 1
Coding region: 1-978 (325 amino acids)
Biological process (GO): negative regulation of transcription by RNA polymerase II
Cellular component (GO): nucleus
Source: RefSeq, a predicted model, not a curated record